AUGAAAUGCGGUAUUUGUGAACUCGAAGAUUCAAAAUACAAAUGUCCAAGAUGUAGUGUACAGUACUGUUCGAUGCUUUGCUACAAAUCAAAAAGUCACAAGCACCACACCAUUGAAAACCAUGACAAAAAGUCUGCUAUAGAUUUGAUCACUGCUAGAAAUGCAACGGAUGAAACCAAGUCCGUAUUGCAUGAUAGUCGGCUCGCAAAACUUUUGAAAGAGCCCACUUUGAGAUUUCAUCUCAAAGUCAUAUAUGAACUCCUUAAUCAUCCUCAAUUGACUAACGAAACGUCGGCUGAAGCCAGACGAGAGAUAGCAAACAAAAAGUUAGUCAAUUUAAGACGCAGAGGGUCUGAAGAAAAUAAGCUGGUCGAAGAUUUUUGUGCACAUGUUCUAGAAUCCGUGAAUCGGUGA
This is a messenger RNA of Komagataella phaffii GS115, 414 nucleotides long. RefSeq lists its product as uncharacterized. The transcript has 2 exons. The coding region runs from base 1 to 414 and encodes 137 amino acids. The record is from RefSeq and is a predicted model, not a curated record. Lineage: Eukaryota; Fungi; Ascomycota; Pichiomycetes; Pichiales; Pichiaceae.